AAAAAAAGUUAAAAAAAUUAAUUAAAUGUUAAGAUAGAGGUUAAGAUGAAGACUAAUGAGGGGAGAUCUCCUCUAUUAGAAAUGGCAGAUUAUUUUGAACUUUCAUCAUAUGCUAAACAAGUUUAUAAGGGAUGUCUUGAAUUUCUACCUAAAUGUGUUACACAAGAUGAUAUUCAGAAUAUGCUUAAAAAUAAAAGUAUUGAGGAAUUGGAGAAGAUAAUUAAUGAACUUCUUGGGAAGAGGUUGAUAGAUGCAUUUGUGCAAGGAAAUCAAUUGGUAUAUAAAGCGGUGCAAAAAGAGGAGGCGAAAAAAAUUUCUACAAUGGAUGGAGAUGAAGCAAUGGUAUUUAAUUAUAUAAAGGAUGCGAACAAUGAUGGAAUAUGGAGUAGAACUAUAAAAAUUAAAACGAAUUUGCAUACGACGGUUUUAAAUAGGGCAUUAAAAAGUUUAGAAUCAAAACAGUUAAUUAAAGCGGUUAAAUCAGUUAAAAAUCCAACACGGAAAAUAUUUAUGAUUUAUGAUUUAGUUCCAUCGAUUGAGCUCACUGGUGGGCCAUGGUUUACAGAUCAAGAAAUGGAUUUAGAAUUUAUAGAACGAUUGCAAGGUGCUUUAUAUAGAUAUAUAUUGUCACAUUCCUAUCCAAAAUCCUCAGAUGGUUUAUUUCCACCAUCAUAUUCUGGAUAUUUGACUGCCCAGCAAAUUCAUUCUUGGCUUAAAAAUAGUGGAAUAACAGAAGUAGACCUUGAAUUAUCGGAUGUUGUAAGUUUAUUAAAUGUUCUUGUUUAUGAUAGGAAAAUUGAAUAUUGUUUAAACGGCACUGCAUUUAAAGCUUUACGUAAACCCACUUAUAAAGAUAUUUAUGAAUCUACGGAAUCUGCAUGUGAUUUUUGUUCACUAGAUAACACUUAUUCUAAAGAAAAAAACUUAUCUACUAAUUCUUGUAUUUAUUUUCGUUCUUGGUUUGAUAAUAAUAUAUAAUUUGGAUGAUAUUUAAAUGAUUUUUAAUAAUAUAAAAAU
This is a messenger RNA of Pneumocystis carinii B80, 1017 nucleotides long. RefSeq lists its product as hypothetical. Gene Ontology annotation, cellular component: RNA polymerase III complex. NCBI's taxonomy places the organism in Eukaryota, Fungi, Ascomycota, Pneumocystomycetes, Pneumocystales, Pneumocystaceae. The record is from RefSeq and is a predicted model, not a curated record. The transcript is spliced from 5 exons. Bases 46 to 978 code for a protein of 310 amino acids. Gene Ontology annotation, biological process: transcription by RNA polymerase III.